AUGCGAUUCUAGCCCCCAUUCGUCAUUACCAAGCAAUAUGUUGCGUGACGUUUGGCCGACAAAGAUGUGCAAUUUACUCUGCGGUAGAUAUAUAGCGCCUAGACCGCGACAACAUCACCACCCGACGGUGAUCCAUAUCAAAGAAGCUCCCAAUUGAAAGUGUAAGAGCAAGGAAACCCGGAGAUAGUACGACUCGACGAUUUGAAGUUUGCAAGCCAAGAUGCCGAACAUGAAAGAAGCGAUCAUCGCCAAAGGCCUCAAGACCACAAUCCAGGAUGUCGCCAUCCCUGAGCCGCAACCCGACCAGGUCAUCAUCCAAGUCGUAGUCUCUGGCUCCAACCCCAAGGACUGGAAGAUCCCCGAACUCGUCCCUGACUACAACGCCAACAGCGGCGACGACAUUGCCGGCAUCGUGCACAGCGUGGGUUCAAAUGUAUGGGAAUUCAAGAAGGGCGAUCGCGUAGCGAGUUUCCACGAGAUGAUGACGCCUGGAGGCAGUUUUGCAGAGUAUGCGGUUGGCUGGCAGCACACUACUUUCCACCUGCCCAAGGAGUUGAGCUUCGAAGAUGCUGCGACCAUCCCCCUCGCAGCCAUGACAGCAGCCCUAGGCAUGCACCAACGCCUCGGACUUCCCGGCCCCUGGACCCCCGCAACAGAGCCUACACCCCUCGUUGUCUAUGGCGGCGCAGCAGCAGUCGGCGCGUAUGCAAUCAAACUUGCUGUUCUGGCCAACAUCCACCCCAUCAUCGCAGUCGCCGGACGUGGCGAGAAGUUCGUUGAGGGAUUGAUCGACCGCAGCAAAGGCGACACCAUUGUCGACUACCGCAAGGGCAACGAGGCAGUUGUCCAAGGCAUCAAGGAUGCGCUGAAGGGGCAGAAACUGUGGCACGCGUUCGACGCCACAUCCGAACAUGGGAGCUACACCAACAUUGUGCAAGUGCUGGAGCCGACGGGCCAUUUGACUGUGGUGCUGCCGGGCAAGAAGUACGAGGGCGUGCCCGAGAGCGUCAAGCUCACAACGACGAAUGUCGGUGCAAGCCACAAGGACGACAAGGAUUACGCGUACAUCAUGUUCAGGUACUUUGCUAGGGGACUGGCGGAGGGCUUCUUCAAGCCGCACCCAUACGAGGUCAUUCCUGGUGGACUCGAGGGCGUGCAGAAGGGGUUGGAGAACCUGAGGGAUGGAAAGGCGAGUGGUGUGAAGUACGUGUUUAGGAUUGGAGAGACGAAGGGUGUUAAGAGCGCCUUGUAGAGAAGGUCGUCCACUUUACGCGAAGAAACUGGUUUGU
This is a messenger RNA of Macroventuria anomochaeta, 1289 nucleotides long. RefSeq names its product zinc-binding oxidoreductase-like protein ToxD. The transcript has 2 exons. The record is from RefSeq and is a predicted model, not a curated record. NCBI's taxonomy places the organism in Eukaryota, Fungi, Ascomycota, Dothideomycetes, Pleosporales, Didymellaceae. Gene Ontology annotation, molecular function: oxidoreductase activity, acting on NAD(P)H. Bases 221 to 1252 code for a protein of 343 amino acids.